Messenger RNA from Echinostoma caproni, 1140 nucleotides. Lineage: Eukaryota; Metazoa; Platyhelminthes; Trematoda; Plagiorchiida; Echinostomatidae. The record is from the annotation of a GenBank genome assembly.
AUGUGGGAACCCUAUCGAACGCGACAUAAGAUAUCCAUACCAGAUGAUGAGGAUUCAUAUGGGAUGGGAAUGAUUCCGCCACCUGUUCCUCCGCGGGCUCACUCGCAUGUGGUACGUAUGCCCGAUAGUCGACCAAUAAAUGAUUUAAAAGCCUUGUCACCACCGAUCCCACCGAAGCCCAAACCAAGACAAUCAAAUCAUGAAGUUGUCCGACGUCAACCAGUCACAAUCGAACCGUUGCAAUCAGAACGAUUCAUUAAUUCCUCCUCAGAUGAGUCUAAACAAAGUGAAUCAUCUGCAUGGAAUGAACGGAUGACCGUCGCAGUUACUCAACGACCCGCUCGACGUAUUAUCUAUUCCCGUGUUUCAGUGACAAAUGCAGAACCCCCCAGUGAACGAGCAAUACUUGCAGCUGGAUCAGACUAUUCCCAAACGGCACGAGACAAAACUCGUCGAUUCUCGAUGGCACAAGUUGGUGAACAUCGUGUUCGGGAUCGACGUCAUUCAUCUGCCGAUCGUAGUCGAGGUAUUGUCUCUCUGGAUAGUUCUCCACCCACUUAUAGUGCACCUCCUCGGUCCACUGCUCCGAUUCCAAUACCAAUACCAACCGUUUCCGGAAAACCAAUCACAACACAUCGCGUCUCACGAGUCCUUGCUUCUAGGCAAUCUGAUCUGGGCGAACUGACUGCUAAACAAAGUAAUUCGCCGCUAUGGGGUCGAAGACAGAUGUCUUUUGACAGUGUGAAUAUAACACGAGGACGAGACCUACCAACUCGUGGAGAUCGUUACCGGUCAACGGCAGUUCAGCCUGACAAUAUUGACUGGAUUCGAGCCACUCCACCGGCAUCCAUUCGCCCGGGACAGAAACAAAGUAGUGAAUUACCAGCCAUUUCUACGCGCCGACCACAGUCAAUUGAUCGAUCGGCAAUGAGGUCCGAUCGCAAGUCUCUUGCGGUACCAACGACGGAACCGAUCAUACGGAUGGUGAGUUCGCGGAGCGCAAUCAAGCGUUCAGAUAGUGAAACAGAGCAAGAUACACGUGCACUAGCACGAUGCGUGCGUCGGAUGAGUUCGCACGCAUCGACCGUUUCCAGUGGUUCCAACACACUGGUUUCCACAUCAAAUGAACAGAUUAGCUAA